AUGGAGGACGAGGAGCCAGUUUACACUCAUGGAGGGGAAGGAGUGUCGCCGCUGGUUGUGUCGUUCAACAACACGCAUGCCAGAAUUCAAAAGAAAAACCAAACCGGACAUGACAUGACCAUGACAAGCCCUGUGGUUGACAACACUACGGAAAUUCAAGGUUCCAGCAGUACCAUGACGGAUGAAAGCAAUGGCAGUAGACCAAUCCAAGAACACAACAAUAAAAGUGACAACAACAGCCACGGCCAAUUCCAAUGGCACUCGCAGAAACGAAAGUUCACGACGGAAAAUCCGCAACAAGACCACAAAACCUUCGAGCAACAACCAGCAAGAAACGCACUCAUCUCAAUGCCGGUAUAAAGCAACGACACGUAGAUAGUAUCGACAAUUCAAUAGCACCAUGGUGAACGCACUAUGGGGUAUCGAUUCGUGUGGUCGAGUUGAUUACCGAAGCAUAAACCAGCGUCUUAUCCCUGCGCGUCUCCGGAUAGCGCCUUGACAGAAACAAAAGACAAAAGACAGAUCAACGACCG
Seminavis robusta is the source of this 533-nucleotide messenger RNA. NCBI's taxonomy places the organism in Eukaryota, Bacillariophyta, Bacillariophyceae, Naviculales, Naviculaceae. The record is from the annotation of a GenBank genome assembly.